Parasteatoda tepidariorum (common house spider) is the source of this 1786-nucleotide messenger RNA. RefSeq lists its product as uncharacterized. Gene Ontology annotation, molecular function: histone H3T3 kinase activity; ATP binding. The record is from RefSeq and is a predicted model, not a curated record. Lineage: Eukaryota; Metazoa; Arthropoda; Arachnida; Araneae; Theridiidae. Gene Ontology annotation, cellular component: cytoplasm; nucleus. Gene Ontology annotation, biological process: intracellular signal transduction; protein phosphorylation; mitotic cell cycle.
ACGCAUUGAUGAAACAAAAAUGCCAUUAAUUUUCUUUUUCCAGGUGUUUAAAUAAACUGAGAAGUAAUGAGAUCUAUCAGACUAAUAAUUUCAACUUACUUAAAGGGUCUCAUGUGGUAAAGGGAUGUUAUCCAGAAAAAUUACUAAAAGCAUGGGAUAAAUUUUCAAGAGAAAAAACUGCUCUUAACGUUAGACCAGACCUAUUUGAUGAAGAACAGAUGUUUGUAAUCAUUGAACUGGAAUAUGGUGGUCAGGAUCUAUCCUCUUUUGUGCUUCGUAAUGCAUGUGAAGCAGAAAUUGUAUUCAAGCAACUUGCUAUUUCAUUGGCCAUUGCAGAAGAAGUGAAUUUAUUUGAGCACCGAGAUUUACAUCUCGGAAAUAUUUUAGUUAGUCGAACUAAAAGUAAAUCUGUUUCAUAUACUUUUAGAGGUGAACGAUUUUCAAUUGCAAGUGGAGGUCUGAUGGUGAAUAUUAUAGAUUUUACACUCUCACGCAUUUUAGAAAGUGGUGUAAUCUAUUAUAACGACCUUGCUGAUGAUAAAUCUCUAUUUGAACAAACUGGUGACAUACAAUUCAAUGUUUAUAAAGCCACCAAACUUCAGUUGGAAAACAAAUGGCAUGAAUGCUUGUUGUUCUCAAAUGUGCUAUGGUUGACUUUCUUAUGCCAAAAAUUUCAAGAACAUAGUUACAGUCGACCAUCAAGCACUAAGCAUGCGAAAAGUAUGAACAAUAUAAAAAUGCUUAUUACCCAAAUGACGCAGUGCAAAAGUGCCUUAGAUUGUCUUGAAGCAUGCAAGAUUUUACGAGUACCAGAUAAAAUUGAAGGCCCAGUAUCCAUGCAAAAUAGUGGUACAGUGUUCAUUGAUCGGAAAUCUUUGCAAAAAGGGAAAACUUUAUGUUUAUUUGAUUGAUUGGAAUUGAUUAUAUAUUGUAUUCAUUAAAAAAAUAUUCCAUGAUAUUUUGAAAUUUCAUUUGAUUUCAUAUGAAUAAGAAAAUAUAUAAUAGUAUUUUUGUAAAAUGUAUUAUUAUUAUUAAAAAUAAUGCAAAAGUGCCUGGUAGUCUGUGAUAGAUGAUUAAGAUCAAAUAUCUUAGGCAAAUUUGAUGCUGCCUAUACUCAAAAUAUUUCAAAAGGUUCUAUCUUCAAAAGCUUCAGCCAGCUGUUAGUAUUAAUUAUUUAAAAGAUAUGAUGUUACAACUCUUUGACAAUCUUUUAUUAUUUCAUGUUGCUUUAUUCAUUUUAUAAUUUUUUUUUGGAUACUCUCAUCACUUUUGUUAAGUAAUUUGGUAUAAAUUAUUUCUAGAUCAGCUUUUCUGACUUCAAGAGUAUAUAAAAUGUUAUUUUUAUUUUCAUUUUAUUUAGGUUAAGUGGUGAAUAUACCAUAACUGUAUGUGAUAAGUUUUGCGUUUUUUUUUAAAUAGUUGUAUGACUAGUGUAUUCUUCUAAUGUAAUUACAUUUUUUGAAAUGAGCUUUAUUUUUUGUUCAUUUCAUAUUAUUAUAUUUCAUAAUUGUUUUAUUGUGUUAAGUUUUUUAUUUGUUUCACCAUUCAUAUUUAUUUCAUAUUUAUUCAUAUUUUUUCUCAAACUUCAGGUCACUUUCUGUUUUUAAUCUCAUAUGUGCAACAAAUUAACUGUUCUAAAUUGCUUUUAAAAUGAUUUUAAAUGUAUGUCUUUUAGUGCAAUGCAGUUAUUUUGAAGAAUAUAUUGUGAUCUCAUUUUUCUUUAUAUAAUAAUGUGUGACUUGACUUAAUGUAAUAUCUAUUUUAAAAUAAAUAAAUAUAUUAUUUA